AUGACACAACUUUUUCGUUAUAAUUGUUUAGGCAAAUUUGAAUUUAUUUAUAUUGUAUAAAAAAAAAUGACAGUUGAAACAGAUACAAUAAAAAAUCCAAAAGAAUCUCCAUUAAAAGCAAAACGUAAACGUGCAUCACGUUCAAGCUCAAGUGAAUCAAGUUCAUCAGGUACAACAAGUUCAUCAUCAGCUUCAAGUCGUUCAUCAUCAUCAUCAUCAUCAAACUCAUCAUCAUCAACUAGUCGUUCAUCUUCAGGUGCAUCGUCACCAGAAAAAAAGAAUGAUCGUACAUCAACUAAAGUUAUUAAUAAUAAAUCAUCAAAUAAAAAAUCUUUAGAACAUGGAUCAGUUGAUGAGAAAAAACCGAUUGUUCCAACAGUUUCAACACAUCGUAAUGCAAGUCCACCAUCAUCAUCAUCACGUCGACAAGAAAAAGAAGCAACGAAAAUUUAUAUUGGUAAAUUAUCAUUAAAUGUUACUAAAGAACAUUUAGCUGAAAUUUUUGGAACAUUUGGUGAAAUUAAAGAAAUUGAUUUACCAUCACAUCGUAUACAUCCGAAUCUUCAUCGUGGUUUUGCACAUAUUGAAUAUGUUUCAUCAAAUGGUGCUGAACAAGCAUGUAAAUAUAUGGAAACUGGACAAAUUGAUGGACAAGAAAUUGUUUGUGUACUUGUUCAUGGUCAACCACCACAUUUAUCUGCUGAUAGAAAUCGUCGUGAAUUAUCACCAUAUCAUCGAAGACGUCGACGUUCACCAUUACCACCAUCACGUCAUUAUCCACCACCAAGACGUAUGGGAGAUCGUGAACGUGAUCGAGGACGAUAUAAUGAUCGACGAAGUGGAUAUUCACCACCACCAAGAAAUUAUCGACGUGGACAAUCACCACCGACAUCAGGUCGACGAACAGGUGCAAGUGGAAAUACGGCUGAAUCACCUAAGAGAAAAGAACGUCGAUAUUCACGAUCAAGUUCAAGUGAAUCAAAAUAA
Rotaria sordida is the source of this 987-nucleotide messenger RNA. Lineage: Eukaryota; Metazoa; Rotifera; Eurotatoria; Philodinida; Philodinidae. The record is from the annotation of a GenBank genome assembly.